Messenger RNA from Dicrocoelium dendriticum, 432 nucleotides. Lineage: Eukaryota; Metazoa; Platyhelminthes; Trematoda; Plagiorchiida; Dicrocoeliidae. The record is from the annotation of a GenBank genome assembly.
AUGUCGUGGAGUAUUUUGAUAGUUUGGUUGGCUGCCAAAGCCGACCAUAUUAGUAACCAAUAUUCAAAAGCGUUACAAAAGUCUUCCACUGUAGAGAAGUUAAGCAUCCUGGAAAUGUUGAGGUUCACACAAGUCUGGACUAUCUAUCGUCAGUUGAAAAUGUGUACUCGCUGUCUCUUGUUUUGUGCCUUCUUACUCACGGUGCGGCUCACGACGAGUCACACACUAAAUCAACCUCCAUACUGGGAACCACCAGCUCAAGAUUCUGAACCUGCGCCGUACCGUAAUGCUAUGGGAGAAUUGGAGAAACGCUAUAUCCGCUUUGGAAAACGUCCGUCGGACGAAAUUCGUGCACAGAACCGAGACUCACCAUACAAACUAGAGUUCUCGCAAUUCCCAAGGCAGCCAAUCGAUUUUAUACGGUUUGGAUGA